Messenger RNA from Panthera uncia (snow leopard), 939 nucleotides. RefSeq names its product olfactory receptor 5M8. Gene Ontology annotation, cellular component: membrane. The record is from RefSeq and is a predicted model, not a curated record. Gene Ontology annotation, molecular function: odorant binding; olfactory receptor activity; G protein-coupled receptor activity. Gene Ontology annotation, biological process: G protein-coupled receptor signaling pathway; sensory perception of smell. The transcript has a single exon. Lineage: Eukaryota; Metazoa; Chordata; Mammalia; Carnivora; Felidae. Bases 4 to 939 code for a protein of 311 amino acids.
AUUAUGAGAAGAAAUUUCACCUUGGUGAAUGAGUUCGUUCUUCUUGGACUGACCAGUCACCUGGAAUUACAGAUUCUCCUCUUCCUGCUGUUUCUGGCCAUUUACACGGCCACAGUCGCAGGGAAUCUUGGCAUGAUUGUACUCAUCCAGGUCAAUGCCCGGCUGCACAAACCCAUGUACUUUUUUCUGAGCCACUUAUCCUUUGUGGAUCUGUGUUUCUCUUCCAAUGUGACUCCAAAGAUACUGGAGAUUUUCUUGUCGGAGAAGAAAACUAUUUCUUACCCUGCAUGUCUGGUGCAGUGUUACUUUUUUAUUGCCUUGGUCCACGUGGAGAUCUACAUCCUGGCUGUGAUGGCCUUUGAUCGGUACAUGGCCAUCUGCAACCCUCUGCUUUAUGGCAGCAAGAUGUCCAAGAGUGUGUGCACAUCCCUUAUCACCGGGCCUUAUGUGUAUGGAGCGCUCACUGGCCUCAUGGAAACCAUGUGGACUUACAACCUAGCCUUCUGUGGCCCCAAUGAAAUUAACCACUUCUACUGUGCUGACCCACCACUGAUUAAGCUGGCUUGUUCUGACACUUCCAACAAAGAGCUGUCCAUGUUUGUUGUGGCUGGAUGUAACCUCUCCUUUUCUCUCCUCAUCAUCCUGAUUUCCUACCUUUAUAUUUUUCCCGCUAUCCUGAGGAUUCGUGCCACAGAAGGCAGGCACAAAGCUUUUUCCACCUGUGGCUCCCAUUUGAUAGCUGUCACCAUAUUCUACGCAACUCUUUUCUUCAUGUAUCUUAGACCCCCUUCAAAGGAAUCUGUGGAACAGGGAAAAAUGGUUGCUGUAUUUUAUACAACGGUAAUUCCCAUGUUGAACCCCAUGAUUUAUAGCCUUAGGAAUAAAGAGGUGAAAGAAGCAUUAACCAAAGAGUUGAUAAGAAAAAGAAGAUUUUCUUAA